Molecule: messenger RNA, 3761 nt
Organism: Betta splendens (Siamese fighting fish)
Lineage: Eukaryota; Metazoa; Chordata; Actinopteri; Anabantiformes; Osphronemidae
Exons: 8
Coding region: 325-3609 (1094 amino acids)
Source: RefSeq, a predicted model, not a curated record
CUGGGGGCCUGCUUCAGGUUCUGGGUCACAUAUUGGCGUGUCCCUGGACAUGUGGCUGUGCCUAUCACUAAAUGUGCUUCAGUGUGUCUGCAAAUGGAAAAAUUGGGCAAAGUUCCUCUCACAUCCGCAAACUGCGCGACACGAAGCUCGGUGCUCGCCUCAGCUGCGUUAAUCAGCCUCUUCCUCGCGAUCACGCGCCGGACACAUGUCAGCGAAGGGACCCGAGCCUCGACCCGCAGCUACUGGAUCCGAACUGCGCCGCGUGAAGGCAGCUCGGAACACCUGGGUUUGUCACGUUCAGGGGGAGAUUAAGCGAGUUUGAAGAUGGACCCCGACGGUCCCGUGGCGAGAGCGGGGAGGACUUUCUGGACCGUCUGGUGCUAUGUAACCGAGGCAGUGAACAGAUUCUUCCGACCAGAGCUCACUAACACCGACAGCAGUGAUCCCAGCUCCGUCCAGGAGUCCGCAGCAAACAGUGAGCCCACAGAGGACAGUACUGGUGGAGGAGGGCACCAUGAGCAUCCUCCUCUGCCAUCGGCCUCUCUGCCCAGAUCAUCUGGGGUCGUUAGCUGGGACUCGGGCUUAAGACCGCAGAGCAAAACCCAGCAGAGAACAGAUGCUGAGAGCAAAGGGUCUGAGGAACAGGAGACCAAGGGAGAGGAACAGUCUGGCCAAACAAGAAGUGAUGAUGGAGGACAUGCAAUGGUUGAAAGGGAUGAAGAAGAAAACGAGAAAUGUGAGAUGGGGAAGAUGACUCCAAACACUGGUGUUGAAAAGAGGGAAGAACCCGUAACAGAGCUCGAAGUAAAUAAAGAAGACAAACAUGAUUUAGAGGAAGUAGAUGGUGGCAUGGAUUUGUACAAAAUGACAGAUCAUAAUGUCGAGGAAGAGGAUGAUGUAAACAAAGACAAAGCAGAGACAGGAGCAAAGCAUGGAGAUGUGGAAAACCAUGUCAGCGUAUUAGAGAAGAGCCCUGAGAAUGAAAACAAGUCUGAUGAAGAUGUCUCAACCUGUAAACAACUGUCAGAUCCACAGGGAGAUGAGGAAGAGGCAGAUGAAGAAGAUGUCAGCAUUUUACAGGAGAGGGAGCAGUGUGGGCAGGAAAAUACGACUGGGCCUGAACACAAGAAGACAAUGGAUGAGAACCCGGAGCAGGAAGACGGGUCCCAAACAGAUACAGGAGGCCGAGGAGAAAGGGAGAGGUUACCUGAACGCCUCGUCUGCAGCCAAGAAGCCUCGCUGGCUGCAGACGCAGAACUGAACACAGAGGAGGAACAGGAGGAUGUGGCUGAGAGAAGCAAAACCAACACAAGUGGAGCAGAUUGUGCGAAUGCAUCGACAACUUGUGUUGUUGAGGAGCACUGGAGCAGCGAGGAGGAUGACAGUGGAGCUACCAUGGAAAUAUCACGUGCCCCCACCUCAGUUACAGUCACGUCUGAGGCUGAGGUUCCACAGGAAACGAGCAGAGAGCUCGAAAAUCAUCCCCUGAGGUCGUGUGAAGGCCGGGCUGCUGUGUCACCGGGGUUACAUUCUACUGCAUGCGAGGAAACACGAGAGGGAGUUCCUGAAUAUAACAAUGAGCCUGGGCCAGAUGAAAAUACACCUCAGACGUUCCUGGAAGUAGGAGAUGGGAAAGAAAUGCAGACCACCCAGUUACCAGAAGAGGUGAAGAGAACUGAAAACAGUGGCUCCACUGCAGCUGGGGAUUUACUGGUGAAGGAGCGCGGGGGAGAGGAGCAGGAGGAGCGGCAUAUAGAUGCUGGGCUGCUUCGAGACGGAGUCAAACCACUGGUUGAGCAAAUCAUUCAAAGGUCGAUCGACUCGAUGAAGACUGUGAUCGAACGCUCGGAAAAGGAAUUUGAGACCGACACAGUUUCAGCAGAUGACACAACUGAGACGGAGGAGCUGUUAGCUGAGGUUGGAGCAGAUGGAAGGUUAAGAGAUGCCAGAGAUGCUGGUGGAGAUGGUUCUGACUCGGCUGGUCCUGUAGCAGCAGGGGGGCUGUUUGGAAUCGCUGGUAGAACCUCAGAACCCGCUGAUGCUGAGCUGUUAAAGAUAAUGAACCCAAGCGUCUUCCAAGAGUCGUCGGACGAAAACUGCAACAUAAUCUCCAGCUUACUGGAAGUUAAUAAGUCUGGAUUCCCGAAAGAAUCAGAUGAGGGGGAGCCCAAAACCCGUGGAGAUUUUACUGAAGGAACAGAAUAUGAGCCUGAGGAGGGAGCAGCAGAAGAUGAAGCGCAGAAUAAGAUUCACGUGGGAUUUUUAGAUGUGCAGCUGGUGGAUGAGGCGGCUGAGCCGAUCAAAGAGACGUACAAAAAUCAGGACAAGACACUUGAAAUAAGCAAUGAGGAGACGUUAAAAGACACUGAAGCAACUGAUGAAGUAAUAAUAGCUGAGCUUCAAUCACAGGGUUUAACUGUGACAUCAGAGGAAGACAGAGAGGCAGAGUUAUGUUAUGUUGAAGGAACAAGUCGUGGACACGAAGGUGUGAUUGAUGAAGAGAUCCUUGACUUGUGGAUUCAGACAGCUUCAUCAGAGGACACUGAUCAAGUUAAACAAGAGGAAGAUGAACAACAAGCGGAUGCUGAACUCCAUCAAGAGCCCCCUGAGACGUUGCCAGAGGUGGAGGAUGAGCAGCUCCCUGAGCCAAAUGCAGGAGAAUCCCGACUAGUGAGUGAUACAGAAAUGUCUUCAUUCACAGCAGAAUCUGGGGUUUUGGACCAGCCGCUGGACCGAAGUGGCACCGAAUCAUUUCAGGACUAUGUUAUUCUGGCUAGUAUGUCAGAAACAGCGAAUGUGUCAGAUUUGUCCAAUCAGCAAACUAUGGCGACAUGUCAGGAUGCAGUAGACACCGAACAGUCAGAUAUGAAUGAGGAGAAAUCCUUCACUGAGGCUGGAUUUAUCACAGAUUCAGAAGCUGGACACCAGGAACCAUACAAAUCACAAGGGGGUUCAGAUGGAGAACACACAGAGUUACUGGAGAAUGACACAGGAUCCCAGAAGGAAGAUGCUGGGAGAACAGACCAAAACCCUAAAACGGACUUGAAGGACACAGAGGAAGCAGGUGUUGACUUACAAACAAAUGGAGAGAACGCUGAGAAAACUGAACACCCUAAGAGUGGCUCUUAUGUUUUGCUAGAGGAUGAAAUCAAGUCCAGAGAAUCCAAUUCGCAGAACCUGACUGAGGUGGAUGCUUCUUUGCUGGACUUUACUGCACAAAGGUCAAGGAUUGCUCUGAAGAACCCCCGUGUAAGGCCGCCCAAAGAUCCCCGCGCCCUACUUCACAUGCCGUCUCUGCAACCCACACCCACGUCACAUCUGCAGGUUAAAGUCCCUGCAGGUGGGCCUUUGGGAGGCCUGGGCGUGGGAAUCAAACUGCCCGGGCUCGGUGCAGGUUUUCCGGUUUUAAAAAAGACGCGUGUGGUGACAGAUGAGAAUGGUCCAGAAAAAUCAACGGAGUCAGAGACAAAGACAGAUGACAACAAUGACCUUCCCAAACACGAUGAGGUGCCACAGAGACCAAAAUGGAUGCCACCAAAACAUCCAGGAUUUGGAAAUCCACUUAUGUCUGAAUUAAAGAACAAACUGAAGAAAACCACAACUGAGUAAAGAGUGAGAGAAGAUGUCGUGCCGAGCCUUUUGGGAAUAACAAAACAUACGUAUAUUGUUGUAUUUAUAUACUGGAACACAGCAGUGAGGUGUUUCCCUUGUCACCUCUUGCGUCGUUUACCUUUUGUAAUAAAGCUUAUUUCUGCAAAAAA